UUCUUAUCCAUCCAUAUUCAUACGUAUCGCCUCUUAUCGUUCGCACUCUUCGCGUACUCUACUAGUGUCGGUGCAUCGAACCGUUACUAUUUUUUAACUCCUUUUAUACAUUUUUUUUUAAACAAUGGCAAUAAAUGCUGCAAAAGCGGUUCUUAAAAAGGGAAAAACUGUUUUAUUUAUGUGUGAAUUUCAAGAAAGAUUCGCAAAAGCCAUGUUCGAAUUUGAUAAAGUUAUUGAAAAUUCUGUAAAAUUGGUAAAUUCUAUGAAACUUUUAAAAGUUCCAAUGAUCGUAACGGAACAAAAUCCAAAAGCUUUGGGCAAAACUGUACCUCAACUAGAUAUAUCUAGCGCUAAAGGUCCUUUUGAGAAAACCCAAUUUAGUAUGUGUACCGAUGAAGUCAACGAAGCGCUUUCCAGUAUUUGUUGCGGAACCUAUCCAGAGUCUGUAAUACUUAUCGGACUUGAAACUCAUGUUUGCGUUGAGAGUACAGCGAUUGACUUAAAAAUGAGUGGAUACGAGGUUCACGUCGUGGCAGAUUGUUGUACGUCUCGCACGCAAGAAGAUAGGUUAUUAGCAUUGCAGAGGAUGCAAGCAAUGGGAUGUCACGUAUCUACUUCUGAGACUGUUAUUUUUAAAUUAAUAGGAGACGCAAAACACGAAGAAUUUAAGAACAUUCAAAAACUUAUAAAAACGCCUACGUUAUAUACAGGGCUCGUACCCGUAUCAAAGAUAUGAGAUCUCAGUUUCUUCCGUUUGAGAUCUCGUCUAUAGAAAAUAAAUGGAUUAUGGAGUAUAUUUUUGUAUAAAAUUUGAAAGGUUAAAAAACGAGUAUAUUAUUUGAUUGUAUCGUACAUCGAUAUUCUAAGAAAAACGGUAAAAAACUUGAUACGAAAUAAAGAAAUAAAAAUUUGUUUGGUAUAGUAAUACAAAAA
This is a messenger RNA of Vespula pensylvanica (western yellowjacket), 933 nucleotides long. RefSeq names its product isochorismatase domain-containing protein 2-like. The record is from RefSeq and is a predicted model, not a curated record. Bases 125 to 736 code for a protein of 203 amino acids. The transcript has 4 exons. Gene Ontology annotation, cellular component: cytoplasm. Lineage: Eukaryota; Metazoa; Arthropoda; Insecta; Hymenoptera; Vespidae.